UUCCGGGAUUUCUCCCGAAUUAUUUUUUUAAACCGCUGCCCUAACAGAGCCUCUGACCGAAUGUGGAACGGGAAGACGGAGGAAAGCUUCAGCCCGCCUCCCUUUCCCUUGACGUCACACUCCUAGCUCCGCCCAUCAAGCGUGCCCCCGUCAGGCCCCGUCCCCCCAGCAAGAUGAACCGGCCGAAGCCCGCGGCCGCGCGCCGCCCCAGCGCGGUCGCCAAGCCCUCGGGUCACCCGCCUCCGGGAGAUUUUAUCGCCUUGGGUUCAAAAGGCCAGGCCAGUGAAACGAAAGCGACUGCCACCCUGCUCAAGCCCACUUCGGCGGGAUUGCCCUCAGAGCGCAAGAGAGACGGCUCGGCCAGCUUGUCCAGUUCUUCCGGGCUGACCAGCUUGGCCAAGCGCCCCAAGAUCUCCUCUACGCCCCCACUCAGUGCUCUGGGACGCUUGGCAGAAGCCGCAGUAGCUGAGAAACGGGCAAUUUCACCCUCCAUAAAGGAGCCAUCUGUGAUCCCCAUUGAAGUGGCCCCCACCGUUUUAUUGGAUGAGAUUGAGGCUGCGGAAGCCGAAGGCAACGACGACCGCAUCGAAGGAGUGUUGUGUGGGACUGUGAAGCAGCUGAAAAUGAAUCGGGCCAAGCCAGACCCCACUCUGUAUUUGAGCCUGAUGUACCUUGCAAAAAUCAAGCCAAACAUCUUUGCCACGGAAGGAGUGAUUGAAGCACUGUGCAGCCUCCUCCGCAGGGACGCCUCCAUCAACUUCAAAGCCAAGGGGAACAGCCUGGUCUCUGUCCUGGCCUGCAAUCUCCUUAUGGCAGCCUAUGAAGAGGAUGAAAACUGGCCUGAGAUCUUUGUCAAGGUCUACAUUGAGGAUUCCCUGGGGGAGCGUAUCUGGGUGGACAGCCCGCACUGCAAGACCUUUGUGGAUAACAUUCAGACAGCAUUUAGCACGAGGAUGCCUCCCAAAAGUAUUCUGCUCCAUGGGGAAGUUGGGCGCAGCGGCGGUGACCUUAGCGCUGGAAACAGCCCCCACCCCUCCAUGCCAGAAGAGGAAGACAGCCAGAGCGAGCUGCUGAUCGCGGAGGACAAGAUGAGCCCUGAGCAGGAGGGACAGCUGAUGCCCAGGUACGAUGACCUUGCGGACAGCGUGGAGGAAUACGUGCUGGACAUGCUGCGGGACCAGCUCAACCGGCGCCAGCCAAUGGAUAACGUCUCCCGGAACCUCUUGCGCCUCCUGACGGCCACGUGUGGCUACAAAGAGAUCCGUCAAAUGGCCGUGCAGAGGCUGGAGAUGUGGCUGCAGAACCCCAAACUCACAAGGCCAGCCCAGGAUUUGCUCAUGUCUGUCUGCAUGAACUGCAACACCCACAGCUCUGAGGAUGUGGAGGUCGUCUCCAACUUGAUCAAAAUCCGCCUGAAGCCCAAAGUCCUGCUGAACCACUACAUGCUCUGUGUCAGGGAGCUGCUGAAUGCCCACCGGGACAACUUGGGGACCGUGGUCAAGUCUGUGAUUUUCAAUGAGCUUUCCAACGCCAGGAACCCCAACAACAUGCAGAUUCUGUACACAGUGCUACAACACAGCCCAGAGCUAGCACCAAAGUUCCUGGCAAUGGUGUUUCAGGAUCUGCUGACCAACAAAGAUGAUUACUUGCGAGCUUCGCGGGCCUUGCUGAGGGAGAUCAUCAAGCAGACAAAGCACGAGAUCAACUUCCAGGCAUUCUGUCUGGGCCUCAUGCAGGAGCGGAAGGAGUCGCAAUACGUCGAGAUGGAAUUCAAGGACCGAUUUGUCAUCCACAUCACGGACCUGCUGGCCGUCUCCAUGAUGCUGAGCAUCACCGCCCAGGUGAAGGAAGCAGGGAUUGCGUGGGACAAAGGAGAGAAAAAGAACUUGGAGGUGUUGCGUGCCUUCCAGAAUCAGAUCGCAGCGAUUCAGCGGGAUGCUGUGUGGUGGCUGCACACGGUCGUCCCCUCAAUCACGAAACUGGCUCCCAAGGACUACGUGCACUGCCUCCACAAAGUGCUAUUCACAGAGCAGCCAGAGACCUACUACAAAUGGGACAAUUGGCCUCCUGAGAGCGACCGGAACUUCUUCCUCCGCCUGUGCUCCGAAGUGCCCAUCCUCGAAGACACGCUCAUGCGGAUUCUUGUUAUCGGCCUGUCGCGCGAUCUUCCCCUCGGUCCUGCCGAUGCCAUGGAGCUGGCUGACCACUUGGUGAAACGGGCAGCUGCUGUGCAGGCAGAUGAUCUCGAAGUCUUGAGAGUGGAAAGGAUCCAGCUCAUCGACGCUGUCCUGAAUCUGUGCACUUACCACCACCCAGAAAACAUCCAGCUGCCCCCAGGGUACCAGCCUCCAAACCUAGCCAUCUCCACUCUUUACUGGAAAGCCUGGCCUCUUUUGCUGGUAGUUGCUGCGUUCAAUCCUGAGAACAUUGGUCUUGCUGCCUGGGAAGAGUACCCUACACUGAAGAUGCUCAUGGAAAUGGUGAUGACCAAUAACUACUCCUACCCGCCUUGUACUUUGACGGACGAGGAGACCCGCACAGAGAUGAUCAACCGGGAGCUGCAGAUCUCGCAACGGGAAAAGCAGGAGAUCCUGGCCUUUGAGGGCCACCUUGCUGCCGCCUCGACCAAGCAGACCAUCACGGAGAGCAGCAGCCUGUUGCUGUCUCAGCUUACUAGUCUGGACCCACAGGGCCCUCCUCGCAGGCCUCCUCAGCCCGUCCUGGAUCAGGUGAAAAGCCUGAAUCAGUCCCUUCGCCUGGGACACCUCCUCUGUCGCAGCCGGCACCCCGACUUCCUGCUGAACAUCAUCCAGAGACAGGCUUCUUCCCAGUCCAUGCCGUGGCUGGCAGAUCUGGUCCAGUCCAGCGAGGGCUCCUUGGAUGUCCUCCCAGUGCAGUGCCUCUGCGAAUUCCUCCUGCACGACGCUGCCGACGAGUCAGCUUCCGGAGAGGAAGAAGAAGAGGGCGAGAGCAAAGAGCAGCGAGCCAAGAAGCGGCAGAGGCAGCAGAAGCAGCGACAGCUGCUGGGUCGCCUCCAGGACCUCUUGCUGGGGCCCAAGGCGGAUGAGCAGACCACCUGUGAGGUGCUGGACUACUUCCUGAGGCGCCUGAGUUCUUCACAGGUGGCCUCGCGGGUUCUGGCCAUGAAGGGUCUGUCCUUGGUGCUUUCGGAAGGGGGGCUCCGUGACAGAGAGGAGAAGGACCACCUGAUGGAGGAAGACUCGAGGGACUCAGAGCUCCUGCAGGGGUAUCAGUGGCUGCUCCGGGACCUGCCCAAGCUGCCACUCUUCGACAGCGUGCGGGCCACCACAGCUGUCGCUCUGCAGCAGGCCAUCCACAUGGAGACCGAACCACAGACCAUCAGUGCUUACUUGAUGUACCUUUCCCAGCAUGCUCCAGUAGAGGAACAGGGACAUCACAACGACCUUGCUCUGGAUGUGGCCAGGCUCAUUGUAGAGCGGUCGACCAUUAUGUCUCACCUCUUCUCGAGGCUCUCGUACUGUUCAGAGUCAGACGCUGUUCUGGUGGCAUUGCUCUCUGUCUUCUCACGCUACGUUAGGCGCAUGCGCCAGAGCAAAGACGGCGAAGAGGUGUACAGCUGGUCAGAGUCCCAAGAUCAAGUUUUCCUUCGCUGGAUCAGCGGGGAAACGGCAACGAUGCAUAUCCUUGUAGUCCAUGCCAUGGUGAUUCUGCUGACGCUGGGGCCCCCUCGAGCUGGGGGCAGCGACUUUUACGCACUGCUGGACAUCUGGUUCCCGGAGAAAAAGCCCCUUCCUACGGCGUUCUUGGUGGACACUUCAGAAGAGGCCCUGCUGCUCCCGGAUUGGCUGAAGCUGCGGAUGAUCCGCUCGGAGGUGCCUCGGUUGGUGGAUGCUGCCCUGCAGGAUCUGGAACCCCAGCAGCUCCUCCUCUUCGUCCAGUCCUUCGGCAUCCCCGUCUCCAGCAUGAGCAAACUCCUGCAGUACCUGGAUCAGGCCGUCUCCCACGAUCCUCAGACACUGGAGCAAAACAUCAUGGACAAAAACUACAUGGCUCACCUGGUCGAGGUACAGCACGAGAGGGGAGCGACGGGAGGACAGACCUUCCACUCUCUUCUCACUGCAUCCUUGCCCCCUCGUCGAGACAGUGAAGAAGCUCCUCAGCCAAAACCGAGUCUCGAGGCUCCCCAAGGCCAAGGCAGAAUCCGGGCUCUGUCCCAGAUCCGAGUUCUGGGUCCAGAGGACGACCUGGCAAGCAUUAUCCUUCAGCUGUUUCAGCUGAACCCAGAUCCCCGCUGGCAGAACUCAAACCCCCGUCCGCUUGCCCUGGCUCUGCAGCAGGCCUUGGGUCAAGAGCUGGCUCGGCUUCGCCAGGGGAACCCCCCAGCGGCAGGGACCGCGGCACGUCUUCUCCAGUCAUUGGCGGCACUGUUGAACUCUCCGCAUGGCGGGGCGUUGGUGAUGAUGAUGCAUCGAAACCACGCUGUGUCUUGCCCACUGAUGCGCUUGCUGUACCAGUACCAGCGCUGCGUCCCCCAGGACACAGCCUUCUCCUCGCUGUUCUUCAAAGUCCUCAUGCAGAUGUUGAAGUGGCUGGAGAAUCCAGCUGUGGAAGAAGGACCUCUCCGGACACAGCUCAAGUCCUUCGCUGUCCAGUAUUCGUCCAGACAUAGGAUCAACGAUGUUCGAGGGGGUUUCCUCCACCUGGCGGACGCGCUGGCUUUCCGCCGUGACUCUGACAUGAUCGACUCCACUGUGCGGGCCAUCAUAGCCACCCUGAAGUCCGGUGAAAAGUACAAUGUGGAACCUGAGCUUGUCAGCAAAGUCCUUCAGGGCCUGACAGAAACCCAUUCGCCGUACCUGGAGGAACUCCUGGCUGCCCUCUUCUCGGUCACCAUGGAGACCUCAUCCCGCUUUCCUACCACGGGCCCCGUCGCUGUGGUGAGCUCACUGUUGUUGCAAGACCAAGAGGAGGCCCCUGUGAAGAACGAAGCAGAAAGCUGCAGCUGGACGGCUGAAGGAAGAGGCCCCGAGACGGCCCAGCUGGGGCCUGCCUCUGGCCUGUUCAUCAACUGGCUGGAAAUGCUGGAUCCUGAGGUGAUCAGCAGCUGCCCGGAUCUCCAACAGCGGCUGCUGUUCUCCUGGAACAAGGACAAAGGUGCUUCAGAAUCGGAGCCGCCCUCUUUCCGCCCAUACCUUUUGGCGCUCCUGACUCACCAGUCCAGCUGGACCACCCUCCACCACUGCAUCCAGAUCCUGCUGUGCAAAAACCGAGAGCAAAGGUUUGACCCAGCUGCGUCCUUAGAUUUUCUGUGGGCCUGCAUUCAUAUCCCUCGGAUUUGGCAAGGCAGAGACCAGAGGAUACCCCAGAAACGGCGGGAGGAGUUUGUGCUCCAGUUGAAGGCACCUCAGCUGAUCAGCCUGGUGGAGCUCAUCCUGGCAGAGUCUGAAACCAGAAGCCCGACUUCCGAGGAGGCCGCCUGCUCAGUGAUUCAGUCUCGGCUGCCGCUUUUGCUGAGCUGCUGCCAUGGAGAUAUUGAAAGCAUCAAAAAAGUUGUGGAAUAUUUGACAGGCUGCAUCCAGCAGUGGGGGAGCAGUUCGAUGGGGAAACACUGCCAGGACCUUCUGCUGCAGAUCUACCUUCAACUGCCUGAGCUCCUCGUGCCAGUGCCCGAGACUCUGCUGUCCAGCGAAGGGGCCACCGAUAGCAGCACCUGCAAACUGGAUGCCCUGGUCCACCGAUUCAUCACUCUCCUUGCCGAUUCCAACGAUUCGAAAGCCAGCGAGAGCCGGCUGUGGGACGCCAACAUGGCCUGUCGGAAGCUGGCCGUGGCUCACCCCAUUCUUUUGCUCAGGCACUUGCCAAUGAUCGCAGCCCUUCUCCACGGCCGUGUCCACCUCAACUUCCAGGAGUUCCGCCAGCAGAACCACCUCACGUUCUUCAACCACAUCUUGGGCAUCCUGGAGCUCCUGCAGCCGCAGGUCUUCCAGAGCGAGCACCAGGGGGCGCUGUGGGACUGUCUCCUCUCCUUCAUCCACCUGCUUAUGAGCUACCGGAAAUCUUCUCGGCACCUGGCAGCCUUCAUUUCCAAGUUUGUGCAGUUCGUCCACAAGUACGUCACCUCCAGUGCCCAGGCAGCUGUGUCCUUCCUGCAGAAGCAUUUGGACCCCCUCCAUGACCUUUCGUCAGAUAACAAUGAUCUCGUGAUGCUGAAGUCCCUCCUGGCAGGUCUGAGCUUGCCUAGCAAGAGCAGCACAGCUGACAGGGGUGCUGACGACGAGAAGGAUGAUGAGACAGCAGCAGGAUCUCUGCCCCUCGUCAGCGUCUCGCUCUUCACCCUGCUCACUCCUGCAGAAAUGGCCCCAUACAUGAAGAGGCUCUCCAGGGGACAAACCGUGGAAGAUAUCCUGGAAGUGCUGACCGACAUUGACGAGAUGUCCCGACGGAGGCCUGAAAUCCUCUCCUUCUUCUCCACUCACCUGCAAAGGCUGAUGAGCUCUCCCGAGGAGACCUGCCGGAACCUGGCCUUCUCCCUUGCUCUGCGCUCCAUACAAAACAACCCCAGCAUGGCAGCCGAUUUCCUUCCUACGUUCAUGUACUGCCUCGGCAGCCGGGACUUCGAGGUUGUUCAAACAGCUCUGAGGAACUUGCCUGAAUAUACCCUCCUUUGCCAAGAGCACGCUGCCGUACUGCUGCACCGGGCAUUCCUGGUUGGGAUGUACGGACAGAUCGACACCAGCUGUCAGAUUUCAGAGGCCUUGAAGAUUUUGCAUAUGGAAGCCAUGAUAUGAAUAGGGUCGCUUCAAGGGUUCAAACCUCAGAGGGAAAGUUGGGAUCCCUCCGCCCCUGUGUUGUGCCACUGCUGGCAGGACAGCUUAAGAGAAAACACUUUGUGAUUUGCCUCGCAUUCUGAAGUGGGGUGAAGGAUGCGCCGAAUCCAUGAGAGAGCUUCAACCAAAGGAAGGAAGGAAAAGUUGGCUUGGACUUGGGGGAUGCUGGAACUCAUCCCACCCCAAAUGUCUCUUACGUGGAAGCCACACAGAUUCAAAGUCUCUCCUCCACCCCCAUUGUCAAGUGUAGGGGUGCUAAAAUGGCAAUCGGCCAUGGCACCCGUCUUCUUUGGGGCGGGCUAUUGGACUUUCCCCUGAAUGUGACUGUUGCCAAAACACCUGUCCGAGAACAUGGGCAGAGGCGCAGCCAGCGCGCCGGCUAACAAGACUCCAAAACUUUGUUCUUUUUCUUUUUUAAAUUAAAACAAAUUACCUCUGUUACA
Messenger RNA from Eublepharis macularius, 7252 nucleotides. RefSeq names its product integrator complex subunit 1 (gene INTS1). Lineage: Eukaryota; Metazoa; Chordata; Lepidosauria; Squamata; Eublepharidae. Gene Ontology annotation, cellular component: integrator complex. The record is from RefSeq and is a predicted model, not a curated record. The transcript has 47 exons. Bases 174 to 6770 code for a protein of 2198 amino acids. Gene Ontology annotation, biological process: U2 snRNA 3'-end processing.